Messenger RNA from Gadus chalcogrammus (walleye pollock), 384 nucleotides. RefSeq names its product adenylate cyclase activating polypeptide 1a (gene adcyap1a). NCBI's taxonomy places the organism in Eukaryota, Metazoa, Chordata, Actinopteri, Gadiformes, Gadidae. Bases 13 to 384 code for a protein of 123 amino acids. The record is from RefSeq and is a predicted model, not a curated record. The transcript is spliced from 4 exons. Gene Ontology annotation, biological process: positive regulation of protein kinase activity; positive regulation of GTPase activity; positive regulation of transcription by RNA polymerase II. Gene Ontology annotation, cellular component: neuron projection; perikaryon; extracellular region. Gene Ontology annotation, molecular function: neuropeptide hormone activity; peptide hormone receptor binding; pituitary adenylate cyclase activating polypeptide activity.
UCAGCCGAUCGCAUGAUUCCUGGUUCACGCUCUUUUCACAGCGGGACGAUGUUGAGGAAAGCGCUCGCGGCAUUAUUUCUCUACGGGCUCGUUACGCACUACAGGGCGGGCUGUUCUCCCGCGGGACUCCUUCAACCCGACGACAGACUCGACGACGACGUCUUCGACGAGAACGGGGACUCGUUACUGCGUCUGCCGUUUGGCGGGAACCAACUGACGUUACGGAGCGCACCAUCAGAGGACGUCUACUCCUUAUAUUACCCCGAGGAGGAGAGAACCCAGCGGCACGCGGACGGCAUGUUCAAUAAGGCGUACCGGAAGGCGUUGGGUCAGCUGUCCGCACGGAAAUACCUCCACGCGCUCAUGGCGAAACGUGUAGGGUAA